Molecule: messenger RNA, 684 nt
Organism: Annulohypoxylon truncatum
Lineage: Eukaryota; Fungi; Ascomycota; Sordariomycetes; Xylariales; Hypoxylaceae
Exons: 3
Coding region: 1-684 (227 amino acids)
Source: RefSeq, a predicted model, not a curated record
AUGAAGCUUGCAAAGAUCCUGCUCGCGCGGGUUCUCUUCGCGAACCUGUUGCGACUAGUUGUCGGCACGGACAAUAGCACAAUCCCUAAGCCACCCGCCGGACCGCCAGGCUGUGCUUCUCGAUGUAUGGUCGAUAGCAUGUUCGUGUUUCAGUGCCUCGAUACCAAAUGCCUCUGCAACGAAAAAGACUACCAGAAGUCCCUCUUUCAGUGCCUGUAUUCGCAAUGCGACUCGAAUAACUAUGGUCCGGCUCUCAGUCAUGCUAUUUCGCUUUGUAUGAACCUCGGCGCCGAGAUUUACAUGGUGGCCCCUGGCACGGUCAACAGUGAGCUGCUGCGAUCUCGGGAAGAAGACUACCUCGCCGGUCGCGAAGUCUCAAAUCUUCCGGGUAUGCAAUUGCGACAAGCAAGUCUCAUCGGCUCCGGGGAGUCCGGGGAGGCCACAACCAUCACGACUAUGGUCACAGCUAUCGUAACGGUGCCCUAUUCUCCUAUCACCGCCUCUCCAACACCUACCGCAUUCCUCGAGACGACUUCAGCUGAAUUUACCACCACCUCAGUCAGUCGGCCGUGGGUGAUCCCCGUAUCGCGAGGCCUUCGGGCGGAGCCAUCGUAUUUCGGAUUAGUAGUAUGGGUAUGUGUGGUUCUCUUAACGGAUUAUUGGGUGAACGGUUAUUGGGGUUAG